This is a messenger RNA of Brachypodium distachyon (stiff brome), 2468 nucleotides long. Its product is annotated as protein NUCLEAR FUSION DEFECTIVE 4. The coding region runs from base 311 to 2080 and encodes 589 amino acids. The record is from RefSeq and is a predicted model, not a curated record. Lineage: Eukaryota; Viridiplantae; Streptophyta; Magnoliopsida; Poales; Poaceae. Gene Ontology annotation, cellular component: membrane. The transcript has 3 exons.
AUCAGCAAUCAAUAGCGCCAGCGCCAGCGCCCAGCGGAGCCCGCCGUGCCGAUCCUUGCCGCUUCUCCCGAUCCCCAUCCCAAUUCCGGCCGCUUCCCCCCACUUCCCCGGGCCCCGGCCCGCUCGCAGCUGCUCCCUCGCCUCCAACACAAGCCCAUCGACCGGCUGCUCGCGCGCCGCCACUUCGUCUGCUUCGGAUUCAGUUCAGCCUUGAGUCUCGCUCCCAUUGGAUUCCCUUCCUUCCUUCAUACGGAGCGUUGAUUUGGGGCUGAGGCGCUGCUGCUGCCACUGCGAGCGCGGCGCUGCGGCAAUGGUGGAGGCGGGGAGCAGGGUGCGGGGGUUCCUGAGGAACCGGUGGCUGGUGUUCGUGGCGGCCAUGUGGAUGCAGUCCUUCGCCGGGGUGGGCUACCUCUUCGGCAGCCUCUCCCCCGUCAUCAAGUCCUCGCUCGGAUACACCCAGCGCCAGCUCGCCGGGCUCGGCGUCGCCAAGGACCUCGGCGACAGCGUCGGCUUCCUCGCCGGCACCCUCUGCGCCGUGCUCCCGCUCUGGGCCGCCCUCCUCGUCGGCGCCGCCCAGAACCUCGUCGGCUACGGCUGGGUCUGGCUCGCCGUCACCCGCCGCGUCCCCGUUCCCCCGCUCUGGGCGAUGUGCAUUCUAAUCUUUGUUGGUAAUAAUGGUGAGACAUACUUCAAUACUGCUGCGCUCGUCUCAUGUGUUCAGAACUUCCCCAAGAACCGUGGACCGAUUGUUGGUAUCCUCAAGGGAUUUGCUGGUUUGAGUGGUGCAAUCCUAACACAGAUCUAUGCAAUGGUACACUCGCCUGAUCAUGCUGCACUGAUAUUCAUGGUCGCUGUUGGCCCAACAAUGGUUGUCAUCGCUUUAAUGUUCAUCGUCAGACCAGUUGGAGGCCACAGACAAGUACGGCCUUCUGAUGGUAUAAGCUUCACGUUUGUAUACAGCAUCUGCUUGGUCUUGGCCGCUUAUCUGAUGGGAGUGAUGCUGCUUGAAGACCUUGUUGGCUUGAGCCAUCCGUUGACAGUCCUGUGUACCAUCAUUCUAAUGGUCCUACUGAUAGUUCCAAUAGUCAUCCCUGUGAUACUCAGCUUCUUCUCAGACAACGAUGAAAGUAUCCAUGCAGCACUGUUACCAUCACCUCGGAGAGAAGAAGCAAGUGCGUCAGUACCGUCGAGUGAAGAGCAACAUGAGGUUAUACUCAGUGAGGUGGAGGAUGAAAAACCAAAGGAAGUUGAUCUACUUCCAGCCUCAGAGAGGCAGAAGAGGAUUGCUGAAUUGCAGAAUAGGCUAUUCCAGGCAGCUGCUGUUGGUGCCGUCAGGGUUAAAAGGAGGAAAGGUCCACGGCGAGGAGAGGAUUUCACGCUGAUGCAGGCACUGAUCAAGGCAGAUUUUUGGCUUCUGUUUUUCUCCCUUCUGUUGGGGUCAGGAUCAGGACUUACCGUGAUCGAUAAUCUUGGGCAAAUGAGUCAGUCAUUGGGCUAUGAGGACACCCACAUUUUCGUGUCAAUGAUUAGCAUCUGGAACUUCCUUGGACGUGUUGCUGGGGGCUAUUUCUCAGAGAUUGUUGUCAAGGACUACGCAUAUCCAAGGGCGAUUGCCUUGGCAACAGCUCAAGUAUUCAUGGCAAUUGGGCACUUCAUCUUCGCGAUGGCAUGGCCGGGCACAAUGUACAUCGGCACACUGCUCAUCGGGCUCGGGUACGGCGCGCACUGGGCGAUCGUGCCAGCCGCCGCCUCCGAGCUGUUCGGCACGAAGAACUUCGGAGCGCUGUACAACUUCCUCACCGCCGCCAACCCGGCGGGCUCCCUGGUCUUCUCGGGCAUCAUCGCCAGCGGCAUCUAUGACCGUGAAGCCGAGAAGCAGGCUCACCAGCACGGCAACUCGGCAUUGCUAGCUGUGGUCUUCGACGCCGCUCCGGCCAUCAAGUGCGACGGUGCCAUCUGCUUCUUCCUCUCCUCGAUGAUCAUGUCAGGGUUCUGCGUCAUCGCCGCCGCCCUGAGCACGAUCCUGGUCCACCGGACGAAGGUCGUGUACACGAAUCUGUACGGUAAACCCCCCACAUGACGGGGAUGGAUCAAAGCUCCAAGAGUCAUCGAUCCUCCCUUGUUCUUCUGAAUAUUCUUCGGGUAGCAGCAGAAGGGCGUGAAAGUUUUGUUUUGCUGUGUUCCUUCUGUUUAUGAGCUAUACGUACAUAUCCUUAUGGCACCAGGACUACGACUACGGACACUACUGGUGGCUACGGAUGGGAGGUCGAGUAUAUCAUCAUCAUGGAGCAUCAAAGUGCAUGUAUUGGGUUCUUGUGUAUUUUGACUGAACAACAUUUCAGUGUUGAGCUGCAAAUGUUGCAUGUACAUAUGGUUAUAUGCUUCAUCAAUUUGUCACGGUGGGUUGUUUUUCAGUCGUCUUUGAAAACUGGUAGUACCACAUUAAUUUACCCAAGUUUAGCAAGUUA